Molecule: messenger RNA, 204 nt
Organism: Colletotrichum costaricense
Lineage: Eukaryota; Fungi; Ascomycota; Sordariomycetes; Glomerellales; Glomerellaceae
Exons: 1
Coding region: 1-204 (67 amino acids)
Source: RefSeq, a predicted model, not a curated record
AUGGGCGAGGCAAGGCACACACACACACACACGUCCCCCAAUCCCAUACGCAGUCAGCUCAGACAAUCAGACCUGGGAUCCAUUCAGCCCAGACACCAACCACCCGCCCUCCCUUCCCGUCGGGGUCCCUCGAUCCUCAGUGCUCACUCCUCAGGUGCGGCAUGGGUGACAGGGACACGUUCCCAGCGCAGACUUACGGAGUAG